Molecule: messenger RNA, 367 nt
Organism: Adineta ricciae
Lineage: Eukaryota; Metazoa; Rotifera; Eurotatoria; Adinetida; Adinetidae
Source: the annotation of a GenBank genome assembly
AGAUUAUUAUGAAGAUUUUGAUAUUCAUUUUAAACAAGAUGAUGAUGACGACGACGACGAAGAAAACUUUGAAGUUAAUGAAAAUGUUCAAGAAGAAGAAGAAGAAGUUUUAUCACAAAAAUUAAUUGAAUUAUCAACGGAAGGUCAAAAACGUCCAUUAACUACACCAACAUCAAGUCAAGAAGAAAACUCAAGAAAAAAGCGAAUUUGUUUAACUACAGAUGUUGAUGUAAAACAACCAUCGAAUCAAAUAACAUCCUAUUUAGAAACCAUGGAUGAAAUGUUCCAUCAUACUAUGGUCAAUUUAAUGAUACCACGGAGUGAUUUACAAGCUAUUAUCAAAUAUAAACAUCAGAUGAAAGUAAUU